AAAAUUAUUAGUAAACUAAAAUACAAAACGGAAAAAUCAAAAAUAUAUAAUUCGUUUCUCUCACUUGCAUGUCCAACGCAUAAUUUUAUUAUAUAAAAACAAAUAAGCAAACAAUAUGAAGUCCCAAAGAUUUAUGUCAAAUUACAAGUGCGAAUGUUAUGGCCAUACAUUUUGCAAUUGUCCCGACAAGACGAUGCAGAGCUCCAUAUUCAUGGAGAAUGUUUACGAUGUCGCCGAGACCUUAGCACAGAUAAUGGUCAUUUGUGGCAUUCAUCAAGCAAAGGCUAAAGCCGCCAUUGAUGUGAUCAUUUACUCUUUCAUACAUUACGAUGAAAUACGGCAUCGCAUCGAUACAGUGCCACGUAAGCGGCUCUGUAAAGAGGAUCUCAUACAUGAUCUCGGACGCAAGUGCUUGAUGAGUCGCAUGGAGGCGCAGCUCACUUACUCUAUCAUCAAGCGUGCUUUCAAAGCUUUCUAUCAUGGCACCAGUGAGGGUGGCAUACGCAAUCCGAUGUUGGAGGCGCAAAUGGUGCACUCACAGGAGUGUUUAUGGGUGCACGCUGCCAAGCGCACCGCGCAAAUCUAUGCCAGUUACGAAGGCAUGUUCUUUACAGCGCAAAAGAAUUAUGAAUCUUUAAUUAAAUGCGUCUACAAGAAGCUCUACGAUCGCAUGCAAAGUCGCUCCAGUCCGCUUGUAUUGAGCGAUUGCUCGUGUACGGGCUGUGUACAGCGUACCGUAGUUGAAUUACCGAAGCCAUCGAAAAGUAUGUAUAGCAUUCAUGGUCCCAUCAAUGAAGAAGACUCCACGAACUUGCGAGUUUUACCCGUUGUAAGCGGCAGUGACCUAGAUCAGACUUGUGAUGUGAAGGGGUAUGUCUCCACUAAAGGCUUGCGAACGGAUGAUGGCACCGCUUCGAGUACGUCUGUAAAUUUACCACGUUGUUAUAAAUGCAAUUGUCCACGUUUGAUAUGCGAUUGUGAUGUGGAGCUGGAGACCGGUGUUGUGAAUGUUGAAUGUGGACAGGGACCGUACAAAUGUCAAUGGGUACGCAUGGAUGAGAAUGAUGAAGUACUAAAGAAGCCGUGCUUAGAAUUGCCCGAAGAGCAUGAGUGUCCCAUCGAUUGUGAUGGUGAGAGUGCUAUAUGCGAUCCCGAAUGUGAAUGCGAUUGUGAGAGUUGUGAAUGUCAACCAGAGGAAUCGUCUGACUAUGAUGAACCGGAAACUGUCGACGAGAAGGCUGAGGAGGAGGAACAGUUUUCCAUAGAACCGACGUCUUCAAUUCAAUGCAACACAUCAGGUCAUGGUUUACCUGGAGAGUAUGAUGAUUGCCGCGUACCCAUAGCUCAUGUGGUCGAAGAGGAGGCUGAACAGCCGACAACCAUUGCAACGGUAGUGGAGCAUAAAAAUGAGGGAAGUCUUACCAGCACUGAAGUAGCUGAGGAUGUGGAGAAUGAAACAGUGGAGAUCAAUAAGCUAUUGGGAACAAUGAUUUAAAUUUUGCAGUAUUUACGACUGAAUUUCGUUGGCAACUUGACAAAUUAACGUUUCGAAAAACAUAUUC
This is a messenger RNA of Bactrocera tryoni, 1562 nucleotides long. RefSeq lists its product as uncharacterized. Lineage: Eukaryota; Metazoa; Arthropoda; Insecta; Diptera; Tephritidae. Bases 116 to 1495 code for a protein of 459 amino acids. The transcript has 2 exons. The record is from RefSeq and is a predicted model, not a curated record.